Adineta steineri is the source of this 1020-nucleotide messenger RNA. Lineage: Eukaryota; Metazoa; Rotifera; Eurotatoria; Adinetida; Adinetidae. The record is from the annotation of a GenBank genome assembly.
AUGAAACUCUUUAUUACUAUUGUUAGUCUUUAUGUAAUUGGUCUUCAUGCAGUACCUUUAGUUAAAGAAAAUUAUGUUCGUAAUCCAGAAGAAAUGGGUGGUCAUUUUCAAGGUGAUAUGGUUUUUCCUGAUGAUAUACCUCGUGGAGCAGCUCAUAGACCAACAUGGCAACGAUGGCCGGGUGGUUUUAUACCUUAUGAUAUGACAGCAUCUAUUUCUUUUAAUCACACUAUACUCAUUACAAAUGCUAUGAGAAGGAUGGAAGAAUUAACACAAGUAAAUAAUCGUCCAUGUAUACGAUUUCGUCCAAAAACGGAUCUAGAUUCAAUAUUUAUCACGAUAACAAAUGGAAGUGGUUGCUCAGCUCAUGUUGGCUAUCUUGAAAAUUAUACAUUAAAUCGUACUCUUACUUUAAUGUAUGCACCGCCUUAUACUUGUAUGAUAACUGGAAUUAUUCAACAUGAACUUCUUCAUAUAUUAGGAUUUUUUCAUGAACAAUCUCGUCCUGAUCGUGAUGAAUACGUUUCUAUUCAAUGGGCUAAUAUUAUUAACGGCACAGCAUUCAAUUUUGAUAAAUAUACCGAAGAGGAUAUUGAUACUCUGAUGUUACCAUAUGAUUAUGGAUCUGUCAUGCAUUACGAAGCAAAUGCAUUUACUGUUAAUGGACAACCAACAAUAAUACCAACGAAAAAUGCCACUGCAUUUAUUGGACAACGUGUUGGUAUGAGUGAGAUAGAUGUUCUUGAAGUUCAGCGAUAUUAUGGAUGUCUUCCUACUCCAACAACAACAACAACUACCACCACUACUACAACCUCAACAACAACAACAACUACCACCACUACUACAACUUCAACAACAACAUCCACAACAACAUCCACAACAACUACUAGUGUUACAUCUUCAAUGACCACUGAAAAAUCGAUUAGUACAAAUCUCCUUCCAGGAAAAGCUCUGGCAAUUUUACUAUGCGGUGUUGUUUUUUGGUGGGACUCUUUCGUCUAUCAAUUAAAUAAUUUGUAA